Amorphotheca resinae ATCC 22711 is the source of this 1556-nucleotide messenger RNA. RefSeq lists its product as hypothetical. Gene Ontology annotation, cellular component: Prp19 complex; cytoplasm; U2-type catalytic step 1 spliceosome. Gene Ontology annotation, molecular function: ubiquitin protein ligase activity; protein binding. Gene Ontology annotation, biological process: protein ubiquitination; DNA repair; mRNA splicing, via spliceosome. The coding region runs from base 43 to 1455 and encodes 470 amino acids. The transcript is spliced from 5 exons. NCBI's taxonomy places the organism in Eukaryota, Fungi, Ascomycota, Leotiomycetes, Helotiales, Amorphothecaceae. The record is from RefSeq and is a predicted model, not a curated record.
GCUCUCUGUCCUGUAUUCGCAAUAUCGACGUGUUUCUUCAAGAUGUUGUGCUCAAUUUCUGGUGAGGCGCCACAGCAUCCCGUUGCUUCAUCGAAGUCAGGGAAUGUUUAUGAAAAGCGAUUGAUUGAGGCAUACAUUGCGGAGAACCACAAAGACCCCGUGACCGGAGAAGACCUCGAACUCUCAGACCUCCUAGACCUCAAAUCCUCCAGAAUAGUUACUCCUCGACCUCCUAGCCUUACAUCCAUCCCCUCCCUCCUCUCCACCUUUCAAAACGAAUGGGACGCACUGGCGCUCGAAACAUUCACAAUCCGACAGCAAUUACAUCAGACGCGACAAGAACUGGCAACUGCUUUGUAUCAGCAUGAUGCAGCAGUCAGGGUUAUUGCUCGCCUCACAAAAGAACGAGACGAGGCUCGAGAUGCGUUAUCCAAAGUCACUAUCAGCGCUGGCGGUGGGGAUGCCAUGCAAAUCGAUAGCCAGGGCCUCCCAGAAGAACUGGUAGCCAAGGUUGAUGCUACUCAAGAGAAGCUUUCCAAAAGUCGCCGAAAGCGCCCUAUACCUAAAGACUGGGCUACCUCGGAAACCAUUGAAAAGUUUGGUGUUUCGUCUGCUUCAGAGCCCCUUUAUCCUGGUUCCUCUUCUCUCGCUGUUGAUGAAGCUGGGCAACAAGUUAUCGUCGGCGGCUCUGAUGGGGUUGUUGGUAUCUAUUCGAUUCCCGAAAAUAAAGUCGAACAGUCAUUCAAGGCUGGGAGCGCUAUCACUGAUGCUGUGUGGUACGGAAGCCAACCCGUUGUAUCAACCUCUUCCGGAGCCGUCAAGGUUUUUGGAAAGGAUGAGGUCACUUUUACUUCCCACGCGGGCAGCGCGAAUGGAUUGGCGCUUCAUCCAAGUGGUGAUAUUCUAGCGUCCGUGGGUGUUGAUAAAAGCUUUGUGUUCUAUGAUCUAACCCGCGGGACGGCUGUCACGCAAGUUUACACAGACUCAGGUCUAACCACAGCUGCAUUCCAUCCUGAUGGGCACCUGUUUGCCGCAGGAGGCACAGAUGGACAAAUUAAGCUUUUCCACGUCAGAACUGGAGAGCACGCGGCAAACUUUGAAUUAGGUGGGCCCGUCCAAGAUAUUGCAUUUUCAGAGAAUGGGAUCUGGUUUGCAGCUGUCGCAAAGGAUUCUAAUAGUGUUGUCAUUUUCGACCUACGGAAGGAGGGUAAGGAUGCCGAAGCGAAGGUGUUGGAGAUUGGAGGCCAGGUCGACAGCAUCAGAUGGGACUACACAGGUCAAUUCCUGGCGGCUUCGGGACCACGGGGCCUCACUAUUUCGCAUUAUACCAAAUCUUCAAAAUCAUGGUCAGACGUCAUUAGCACCGCUGUCCCAUCGACGGCAGUGGAAUGGGGCCCGGAAGCCAAAAGUUUGAUCACAGUCAACCUUGAUGGGGUAAUUACAGUCCUUGCAUGAGAAGGCGGUCUAUGGAGUUCGGUUUGAUGGAGUAUGUAGCUUCUGGGAAAAGCAAUAUCCGGCAUGUACCAUAGGGGAUGCUGCGUCGUUUAAUGGUGGCC